Messenger RNA from Eurytemora carolleeae, 5176 nucleotides. RefSeq names its product serine/threonine-protein phosphatase 6 regulatory ankyrin repeat subunit C. The record is from RefSeq and is a predicted model, not a curated record. Gene Ontology annotation, molecular function: calcium channel activity; protein binding. The coding region runs from base 141 to 5063 and encodes 1640 amino acids. NCBI's taxonomy places the organism in Eukaryota, Metazoa, Arthropoda, Copepoda, Calanoida, Temoridae. The transcript is spliced from 63 exons. Gene Ontology annotation, biological process: calcium ion transmembrane transport; GPI anchor biosynthetic process. Gene Ontology annotation, cellular component: glycosylphosphatidylinositol-N-acetylglucosaminyltransferase (GPI-GnT) complex; membrane.
AGUCUGAACAUGGCAAAGGUUUGACAAUCGAAAAAGAUGAGAAUAAAAAAGUGCGUAGCCGGCGUAGCUCUGAAUCACAACAAGGUGGUAAAGGAGGUGUCCCUGAAGUACUUGAUGAGAAGGAUAAAGUAAAACGUGGCAUGAUGAGCAGCACAAGGAAGGUUUUGAUACUGGCGCAGAGGGGAGACUGGCCGGCCUGCGAUCAAGCUCUCAAAGGAUUGGAGAAAUCUAUUGACCUGGAGAACAAUCAAGCUUAUCCACUGAAAGAUGUUUUUGAUCCGGUGACUGGAAACACCCCUCUCAUGUUUGCUGCUAUGGAGAAUAAGAUCCAAACUCUUGAACGAAUGAUAGAACUUGGGGCUGAUCCUUUAGCUGUAAAUAGAGAACACUAUUCAGCCCUGCAUCUAGCUUCAAUGUACUCUAGAGAAGAAACUAUCAAGGUUUUACUGCUGAAAAAGGCUGACCCAUCUAUACCUGGAGGUCCCCAAGAGCAGAACAGUGUCCACUUGGCAGCUAGUCGUCCAACCUCACAGGCAACAAAUAUACUAAGAAUACUCCUGAGUGCAUCUAUCCUUCAAGGCAGGAAUCUCAAGCUGGUUCCAGACAAGGAGGGAAAUAUUCCUUUAUUCUCUGCAAUAGAAGUUGGAAAUAUCUCAGUAGCCAGAGAACUACUCUCCACAUACACUCAGGAGCAAUUGAAAACUCCUAAAGGGGAUUCCCUGGACUAUGCUGUUCACCUGGCAGCCCGUAAGGGAGACAAUGAUCUCAUUAAAACCUUUAUAGAGAUGGGAGCAGAAGUGGAUAUUCAGAAUGCUGAAGGGCAAACCUGUCUGCAUGUGGCCUGCAGUAAAGGAGAUGAGAAUAUUAUUAGAACCUUAUAUCUCAGCAGGGCUAACCCUUCAGUCGUAGAUAAAGAAGAUAGAACAGCUAUGCAUCUAGCAGCAGAGAAGGGACAUACUUCUACAGUAGAGUUCCUUGCAGAUAAGUUCCGUGCUUCUGUGUUUGAUAGAACCAAGGAUGGAAGUACUCUCAUGCAUAUUGCAGCUUUGAACGGGCAUCCAGAAACUGCAAUGGUUCUGUUCAAGAAAGGAGUCCCCCUGCUGAUGCCCAACAAGAGUGGAGCUCGAGGGAUUCAUACUGCAGCAGCCAAGGGUCACGUUGCUGUUGUUAAUUCUUUGAUAGCAAAGGGAGAAAGUGUGGAUGCGGCAACAAACGAUAACUACACAGCACUGCAUCUAGCAGUAGAAGCAGGAAAAUCAGCUGUUGUUGAAGCUCUUCUUGGACACGGAGCUCAGGUGCAUAUAAAGGGAGGCAAGAUAGGAGAAGCUCCUCUUCAUAUUGCUGCAAGGAUAGAAGAGAAGAGAGGGGAGCAAUGCAGCAGAAUGCUGUUGAAGUCAGGAGCUGAUUGCAAUCUACCAAUGGAGGAUGGUAGAACACCUCUUCAUAUAGCAGCUGAAACAGGCAGUUUGGGAGUUAUACAAAUGUUGCUUGAAAGUGAGGCAGAUAUUUUAAUUCAGGACAAGGAUGGAGAAACAGCACUUCACAAGGCCUGUAAACGUUGCAAUAGUCAAGUAGUUGAGUUGUUAGUUAAUUUCACUGAUAAUCAGCCAACUAUAGAUACAAGGGACUACAUCAACUCUGUCAAUUUCAAGGGUGAGACUGGUCUACACUACAUAUCUCUUCUAACACCCUUUCCUGAUGGAGAUCCCAGAAAGGGAGCAGAUCAGAGAAUAACCGAAAUCCUUAUGAACAAAAAAGCUGAUUCUAUGAUCCAGAACAGUUCCCACAGAGAGAAUGCUUUCCAUUACUGCGGACAGAGUGGAAACUCAGAGGUUGUGAGUGAAAUAAUAAAGCACCUUCACGCUGGUCAAAUUCAACUAGGGGUCAACAAGCAGUCAGGAUCUGGUUGGUCUCCUCUACUAUUGGCAGCUAAGAACGGUCACAUGAACCUGGUCAAGAUAUUCCUGGAUAAUAAUGCCAGAGUUGAUGUAUUUGAUCAGGAAGCCCGAUCUGCCCUCCAUCUAGCGUCCGAAUCUGGAAGUGAAGAGAUUGCUGAGAUGCUGUUGAAUAAAAAUGCGUAUAUAAACAGUAAAACAAAGGCAGGCUGGACCCCCCUCCACUAUGCAGCGGAUAAGGGGUUCUCUAAUAUGAUAAAUACCUACGUCACUAAACAUAAUGCAACCAUUGACAUUCUUAGCAUGAAAAAAAUUUUAGGUGCUGGUGUGGAUACAACAGAUGAAUAUGGCCAGAAACCGAUCCAUCUGGCGGCCCAAUCUGACCAACCAGAAGUAGUGAAACUUUUCCUACAAAAGCAACCAUCACUUGUAACUGCUUCUACAAAGGACGGGAAUACUACAGCCCAUAUUGCUGCUAAGAAAGGAUCUGUCAGAGUACUGGAGGAACUUCUCAAGUUUGAUAAGAAUAUCGUUACAAACAGCAGGAAUAAGAUCACGGACUCUACUCCUCUCCAUAUUGCUACUGAGGGCGGACAUGUUGAUGUUAUUAAACUACUUCUUACACACGGUGCUUCACCGUUGGAUGAAAAUAAGCCUGGGAUGACCCCUGUUCACCUGGCUGCCCGGCACGGUCAUAUUUCUGUAAUCAACGAGUUUGUCAAGGAAAAGGUUAGUUUAAGGAAUCUGAGUAAGAAGACGGGUAUGACAGCUCUACAUAUUGCAGCUUACUACGGGGAAGAAGAUAUUGUCCGUGAGCUAAUGAGACAUGUUCCCCCGUCUGUUAAAUCUGAAAAACCAGCAAACCCUAAUGCAAGCUUAGUCAAAGAGCUUGCUCAGGAAUCUGGACUGACCCCUCUCCACCUAGCGGCGUACUCAGGAAGUGAAAACGUAGUUCGAGGACUUCUCAACUCUCCAGCUGUUCAGGUGGAUUCAGGCAGUAACCCUAGCGGAUAUAUUCCUCUGCAUUUGGCCUGUCUAACAGGACAUGUUGGUGUGGUUGGCCUUUUACUCUCCCGAUCUACUGAACUACUAAAGGUGACUGAUAAUGCGGGAAAGACCUGUCUCCACGUGGCAGCUGCAUCUGGACACUACGAUAUGGUUCAGGUUCUGAUUGGGCAAGGGGCAGAUCUAACUGUCGCUGACAAGGAGGGUUGGACUGCACUCCAUUAUGCAGCUCAAGCUGGAUACCUGGAGGUUGCUAAACUGUUGGUAGAAAGCGGAUCAAACUCUGAGGAUAAAACUAAGAAUGGACGAAUAGCUCUGUGGUAUGCCGCAAGCGAGGGCCAUACUGGUGUUCUUUACUUUCUCAUCAAAGAGAAACAUGAUAGUUACAACUUACUAGAGGAUAGAAGGUUUAUCUUUAACCUGAUGGCGUGUGGGAAGGGGAGCGCCAACAAGCCGAUCGAGGACUUCAUCACGCACUCCCCGGCCCCCGUGGAUCUAGCAGCGAAGAUGUCACAGAUUUAUCACGAGCUGUCCUUCAAGGAGAAAGAGCGAGCCAAGGAUUUGGAUCAAGCAUCACAGUAUUGUGAAAAUCUUUGCAAUGAUUUUGUUUCAAUUGCUUCAAGCAGUGAGUCUGCAGUGGAUAACAAUGUAGACGGAGGAGCCGGAAAUGUUGAAAUAGUUGGUAAACUGCUCCAAGCUACGGAUAGAAGAAAAGUACCGUUCCUUGAUGUUUUGAUAGAGUGCGAUCAGAAAACCGUAGUCUCCAACGCAGCGGUUCAGUCCUACCUGAACGAGCUUUGGCGAGGUGGUUUGACCUGGGUGGGUAGCGGAGUGAAGAUGAUCCUGCUUGUCUCCUUGAUGUUCUUCUGUCCCCCUGUCUGGAUAUUUUUCUCUCUACCAAUAGAUAUCAAGGUAAACAAGGUUCCGUUUAUAAAGUUUUUGUGCCGUUGUGUUUCCCAUGCUUACUGGAUGCUGCUUAUCAUAAUUACAGCCUGUAUUCCUAUUGAUUCAAUUCAAGAACGGAAAUCUCUAAUACCAACUUGGUAUGAGUGGUUUACUCUAGUUUGGUUAUCCGGUCUAUUGCUGGCAGAGCUAACCUCUAUGGGUGAAUCAAGAGCUAGCUUAGCAAAGAUAAGGCCUGUAAUGGUAUUCCUGGGUGUAGUCUCUGUAGGGAUUCAUCUUAUUCUCUUUUUCCUUGAUCCUGCUUACUACAACGUUAUGCUGUUCAUCAGAAAUCAGUUUUUGGCAUUUGCUUUCCUGAUUUCCUGUGUCCUGGUCCUGGAUUUCCUGUCCUUUCAUUAUCUUUUCGGACCAUGGGCUAUCAUCAUUUCAAGCUUGAUUGUUGAUCUGGCGAAGUUUAUGACGGUGUUGAGCUUGUUCUUAAUCGGGUUCACCAUGCUCAUCACAGCACUCAACACACCUUUCUACUCACUUACAGAUGCUGAAGAAGACGUAGAAGAAGUCUCUGCUGGGACUGCUAGCUCUGAUGUCAAGGAAUUCACAGGGUUUAAAGGUGGUCGUAGGGGCGGCCUGGAGUAUGGACCGGAGAUAGAGUUUGUAGGAGAGCAUACAGGAGCAAGAAUGCCUUUGGAGGCAUUCUUACAGCUUUUCCAGUCAAUCUUUGGACUUGGAACAUGGCGUCAGACAAUGAUGACUCCUAAAAACCCUGAAUGGACGAGUUGGUUGUUCCAGGCUGUGUACAUGUUGUACAUGACGGUAACUACAAUAGUUCUGAUCAACCUACUGAUUGCUAUGAUGUCAGACACUUACCAGAGAAUCCAGCAACAAUCAGACAUAGAAUGGAAAUUUGGACUGGCAAAACUGAUCAGAUCAAUGGCUCGAACUGAUUUCUCACCCUCACCCAUCAACCUUGUAACAACCUGGGUUGUUUAUAUAUCCAACAUGAUUAGAUCUGCUAAGAAGAAGAGAGUAUCUCACUACUCCAAGAUGAACAAUGCCCCGAGUGGCCUGAAUGCUUCUGGUUCAUUGAAGACCAGUAAACCGGAUAUAAAUGGAACAGGAUUAAAGGUUCCGUCUGCUCCUGGUCCGUCCUUCGGAUCUACUUCAAGUUUCAGAGAUAAGAGAAUGAUAGAGAACGUGUUGGACUGGAAUGCUAUUGUUAAGAAAUAUUACGCUGUCGUCAAAAAUUCGAAAGAAGAUUAAAGCUGAAGAUAUACACGACAAAGGAGUCUUUGCCACCGCUUAAAUUUUCUAAUCCUUAUAUCUUUGCUACCGGAUGGUGUAAAGCUUUAAAAUUUAAUUUUUUUUUAUCGAAC